Equus caballus (horse) is the source of this 11098-nucleotide messenger RNA. Lineage: Eukaryota; Metazoa; Chordata; Mammalia; Perissodactyla; Equidae. The record is from RefSeq and is a predicted model, not a curated record.
GAGAAGACAGCUAAGAUUCAAACUAAUCAAAGGAGGAAGAGCUGCAGCAACUUACAUAUGUAGACAGAACAAGUUAGUGAAACAUGGGAGAAAAGGAAUGCUGAAUAGAGACAUCCAUGCUUCUGUGUAAAAUGGCUUCUUGUUUUGAAGACUGCAGUCCCAAUAAACCAUGAUCUAUUGUAAGUGGAGAAUUUGAGGAUCCUACACUGAUGCUUAAAUCAGGUAGACAAGAACAGAGUUGGGAAGAGUUAUUUUCAGAAAGGAGAGAAGAUAACGGGAACUAGGAGUUCUGAAUAAUUUAUUAUAUUUGAAAAAAUUUGAAUAAAACUGAAAAAAUCAUGAGAAAUAAGGAAUUGUUGGGUGGAGUAAAUACCUUGAACAUUGAUGAACAUCACUUUACAUUAGUUGUUUCUCUUUACCAUGGAAAAUGGAGAAAUAGCAGCCCAGGAGUUCAGACUAAGCUAACAUCUAUUGUGCUCUCCCUCUAUACCAAGAUCUUUCAGGUAUUGUUAUGUCAAUCCUCACAACAAUCCUACAAAGUAAGUACUGUUACUUCAUUUUACAUCAUGCUCAUGUUAAGUGUCUUGCCCAAGGUUUGUACAGCUAAAAGCCACAGAGGCAAGGCUGAACUCUAGGUCCUCUGACUCAAAGACAACUGUUCUUUCAAUUAAAAAACAGUACUUGUCCAUAAAAGUACCUUAAUAGCAAAAAGAACAAAAGAGUAAGAGGACUGGAGCAUGGUAGGCUUCCAUGGCACAGCCCUAGAAAUUAGAAUAUGCAAGAUAGCAUGUUCUCAUCAAUCCCAGAAGUGAGCCUAUUGCUCAGAUAGAGGCUCCUACAAGAUAAGAGCUUAAAGCUCGGCUGUGUUCCCAGCAACAAAGAACUGCACGUGGUACCUACACAGCAAUGUUAGUGAAAAAACUCAGAAUAAUUCUCAAGACCAUGUAGAAAAAGGAGAAGAGGAUAUAAUUCUAACUCACUCAGCAUUGCUUAUUAUCAAUUCCUUUUAGGGCUUCUAGAGGGUCACUUACUUGGACAAGCAUUCAGGAGCUCCUGCCAGAGAUCUGUCAUAUUGUGAAGAACAAAGGUGCUUUAUAAACAGUAGGAAAAACUGAAUGAAACAGGAUAUAGGAUGCAGUACUUAGUGCUGAAAGUUUCCUCUUGAGGAAAUCUUCCAUGGUGAGUGUGCCAUUCCCUGCUUCAAAAAGUUCGUUGGGUUAAAAUCGGGGAGUCUGGGUGAGUACAUACGCUUUAUAAUCUACUACUCACUCCUGUUGGUAAACAUGAGGAGAAGGGUGAAGGCUUCACGAUCCAUAGUUUUCAAGCAGAGUUUGCUUUCCUCCCACAGGUGAGGAAAAUGUCAUGUCCUUUGGAGAGACAUGAACAAAACCUGGAGAACCAGGAAACUGAAAUUUGACUCUUCAUGGCAGAAAGCACAAAGCAUAGGUAACAGAAGCUCCUGAUGUUUGCCCAUGCUCCCUCCUGCCCACCAAGUAUCUCUUCUCUUUUUCUUGUGUAAUACCGUUGGAUACUUUAUAGUGCAUCCUAUCUACACUAAGCUUGAUCAUAUUAAAAACGGUCGGUUCUAGAAUCCUUUUGCAAUAACUGAUGCUGUGUCAGUAUGUCUGCUGAUGGUGGAUAUAUAUGUGAAAUUGAUUGUCUGAACUCAGAACACUAAAUGGCAUUAAAUCAGUCUAUGUAAUAUAAAGCAAUGCACAGCCCCUCUCCAAUUUACUGUCCAUUCACUGUUUUUCUUCCUACUUGAGUUUUAGAGAAAAUUGAAGCCAAAGUUCUGGACGUCCUUCCCACCAUUCCCUUCCAAGGAAAGUUUGAAAAUAUUAUUUCUGAUAUUUAUAAUCAUAAAAUAUAAAUUAAGAAUUACUUGGAAAAAUACCAAGAUUAUAAAGAAAAUUAUUAAUGCCCCAAAUCCCAUAUUCCAAAGAAAGACAUAGUUAACAUUUUGGAGUAGUUUCUUCAGGUAUGGAUACAUAUACAAAACUGCAAUCAUUUAUAUUAUUAGGAAACUUCCUUUUUUCAUGUAAUAUUGUAUCAUGAGUAUUGUCUCUUGUCAUUAACUCUUCUCCAAGACUACAAUUUGCAUUGGUGAUAUUACAUGUGACAUUAUGCCCUCACAUGUGUAUACCAUAACCAUUAGAUGCCAGAAUGUCAGCAUCCUAGAGGAAAAACUUAAGCAUGUUAAAACAUGAUUGAACUUGAAAUGUGAUAUUACAUGUAAAGUCAUUUAUUUUUGCUUUUGUAUCCCAUUACUGCAGCUUUCAAGGAAAAAACACUAAAUAAGAAUGCACAUUUGAAUGACUUUUAAGAAAAUAUCUACAGCGUCUCACCAUUUGGAACUAUGUAGACCAAUAGCUAGAGAGAGAGAAUCUUUAUCAUCUUAAUGAUUUAUCCUCAUAGGUCUAGAUCACUAAGAGGUUUUAUCAAGGAUGAAUGUUGUGUUCUAUCAUUGCUUUUGGGCAUCUAGGUAGAUGAUAUUUAUUUUAUUUUUGUUACCUGUUUGUUUCAUAUAUUAUAUUUAUAGAUUUUGAAGCAUUAAUUUGGAAUUCCAUAAUUAAUAGAAAUAACAUAAUUUUAGUAUGCAGUUUGGAUGGACUUUCUGUUCUUUACAUAUGUGUUCAUAAAUGGGAUUGAUCAUAGUUUUAUUCUCUCUUUAGCAGUUUUGGGUAAAAAGCCAAUUUUAGUUUGAUAAAAUAAUUUGCAGUGUUCCAUAACUUUUUCACAUUGGAACAUGUUGUAUAGUACAUAAACUGUUUCUUAUUAGUAUAAAAUAACUAUCAUAAGCAUUCUGCAUCCAGUGCCUAUUUUGAAAGUCUAGUAUUCACAUACAUAUCGCAGUACAUAAGGCAUAGUAUGUGUUGAAUAAAUGAGUAAAUGAAGGAUGCUAGGAGAGCAGAAAGCAUAGGGUUCUGUGACAGCACAUAGCAGGGGCAUCCUACUUGGACCAAGAGGUAAGAAAGCUUUCCUAGAAAAGAUAAUAUCUAAGUUAGAAGAAGUCCUUCCAGCUUAAGAAAACAACAGGUACAAAGGCAUAAAGAUUAAAGAGUGUAUUAUUUGGAGGAUACUAAGAGAAAUUCAGCAUGGCCAUUUCAGAGCAGUGAGCUUAUCAGUAGUGGCUUCAGAAUAACAGAGAAAAUAAAGCAUUGGAAAAUUACAAAAGUUAGGAAGAAAGGUGGUACUAAAUGACAUAUCAAAGGAGGGCAGAUUCCAGAUCCUGACUCCCAGACUCUUAACUGGACAGACGUCCCUCAUCUAUCCACUUAAAAGUAGCGAUCAGAUUAUUUCCUGGAUCAGAAAAUGUUCAUUUUCUAUCAGUUACAGUCCCAAACUUCAAUCCUCUUGCCCUAAAAUUAAAAAAAACAAAGCAAUUUUUUCCCUAUAAGUCAGUCAAGCAGACUUAAAAGUUAUAAUUUAUAAUAUUUAUGAAUACAUACUUAGUAUUGUCAUGUUGAAUUAUAUAUUUUAUUUUAUUGUAUUGCACUAUAUUAUGUAUGUUAGAUGAUAUGUUGGAACCACCUACUAUGCCUGUCACUAUAUAGAUGUUAUCUAAUUUAAUUCUCACAACAAACUGAUAAAGAAUUAUAGUUUUCCCCCCAUUUUACUAGCUGAGACUAGUAGCUGAGGUAGUUGAGACUCAAAAAACUUAAGUAACUUAAAAUAGUCUUACUGAGGAUAAGCAGCAUAGUGCAGAAUCUAUAUAUUUUAAUUUAGAUCUAGCUUUAUUAGAAUGCAGUUUUAUUUCAAAAUAUUCAUCAAUAAAGUGAUUCUUAUGUAUGCAUAUUUGAAUAUAGUUUGUCCCUAGAUUUUAUUUAAUUAGAAGCUUGGAAUUCUCCAGCACAAUUCCUAGCCUCUGUUGCUGUGUGAGCCUCAGCAGUAUUGACCUCUCAGUGCUGUUUCAUCAUUAAUAAAAUAGAAUAUCCCUGUGCUUGCUGAUUCUAGGGGCUGUUCUAAGAAUAAAACAAAAUAGGGGAAGUGAAAAUGAUUUGAUAAAUAUAUACCAAAAUUCAAAUCUCCCUGAGUCAUGUCCUUUUCUAAAACCUGCAGGUGACACGGAUACAUAGGGAUGGGGAAUUAUUCAGCUGUGACCGAAUUCUUUCUGGUGGGACUUUCCCAGUACCCAGAGGUCCAGUUUUUUCUGUUUGCGCUCUGCCUCAUUAUGUACGUGAUAAUCCUCCUGGGAAAUAGCCUCCUCCUCCUCAUCAGCAUCCUAGAUUCUCGCCUCCACACCCCUAUGUACUUCUUUCUUGGGAAUCUCUCACUCUUGGACAUCUGUUAUACAUCAUCGUCCAUUCUUCCAAUGCUCAUCAUAUUUAAAUCUGGGAGAAAAUCCAUCUCCUUCAUGGGCUGUGCCCUGCAGAUGGUUGUCUCCCUUGGGUUGGGCUCCACUGAGUGUGUCCUCCUGGCUGUGAUGGCCUAUGAUCGGUACGUGGCCAUCUGCAACCCACUGAGGUACCCCAUCAUCAUGAACAGGGUGCUAUAUGUGCACAUGGCUACAUGGUCUUGGAUCAUAGGCUGUCUGAACUCCUUAGUGCAAACAGUUCUGACAAUGGUGUUGCCUUUCUGUGGGAAUAAUGUCAUAGACCAUCUUACCUGUGAGAUCUUGGCUCUUCUUAAACUCAUAUGUUCAGAUAUCUCCAUGAAUGUGCUUAUCAUGACAGUGGCAAGUAUUGUUUUAUUGGUGAUUCCUCUGUUGUUAAUUUUCACCUCAUAUGUUUUCAUUCUCUCUCCCAUCAUGAGAAUUAAUUCUGUUGAAGGGAGAAAAAAAGUCUUUUCUACCUGUUCAGCCCACCUGACUGUGGUCAUCUUAUUCUAUGGUUCAGCCCUUUUUAUGUACAUGAAGCCCAAAUCAAAGGACACAAAAGCAUCUGAUGAAAUCAUUGGGCUGUCUUAUGGAGUGGUAACCCCGAUGUUGAACCCCAUCAUCUAUAGCCUGAGGAAUAAAGAGGUGAAAGAAGCUGUGAAGAAAGUCAUGAGUAGACACUUGCAUCUAUGAAAAUAUGAAAGGACUUGAGGUGUGUGAUAUCCUCAAUGUGAGACCAGAUCAGAUCUUUUGUAUUCACAGAUGAAGUCAUGGAAGCCAAGAGUCAAGGGGAGUUUCUCCCUUCCUUUUCUCUUCCUGGUCUCCUUUCUUAGUCACUUUGAAUUGGACAUCUACUGUUUUGUCGUCCAGCAUCCCUGCCUCUGAUAAAAGAAAGCAUUUUUUCUUUUGACAAUAAACAGUCCCUCCCUCUGAGUCCAUGUGGUGCUGUACGGGGUUGAUCCUACCCUCUAGAAAUAGUGGCAUGCACAGAACAAAUGCUUAGGCAAUAAAAGAAGCAAAUCCCUCUAGUCACAGUGAUUCAUUCAGCAUAGCAAGUGAGUCCUGCCAGGCUAACCAAACUCAAUCCAAGAAUGUUGUCUCAGUAUGAGAAAAGAGGCAUUCUUUCUGAUAUAGGGUUGCUAAACUGGUAAAAGGUGAGCCUGGAGCUAAUCUUUGCCAACACGUUGGAGAGAGCCUAACUGAGAGGCAAAGGGGUGUCGAGAGAAGGAGGGAGAGUGUAUCUGAUCCUGUUAUUUUAACCCCUUUAUCCAGCUGUGUCUAAAGUUAGAUUCACAAUUCUUCUUUCUAGUUUUAUGAGUCAAUAAAUUACCUUUGUAUAAAAAACUAAUUUUGAGUUAGAUUUUUAUCACAUAAUCAUAUAGUCCUAACUAAAGUAUUCCUUUGUUCCCCCUCUCUCCACUCAUAUUUUUAAGGCAAAAAAAAGAAAAGAAGAGGAUAUAUUACCUAAGUGACCCCAAGUUCUCCAGCCUUCAGGGGCUCUCCUUUCCUUUAGUAACUAAUAAUCUAAUUUCUAUUCUGCCUACCUGCAGGCACUCCAGUUACCUCCCCAAUAAUUUCCAAGGAGCAUUUACAUUUUCCUAGUUUCUGGUUUUCACUUUUUCUCUACACUAUUGUUCUACAGUUUUCCAUCAUUCCUCUCUGGUAAUCUUGUAUGCUUCCAUGUUGUUCAAGCUCUCAACAGGACAUUUUGCCCACAAAGAAUAGACAUAAGUCUCUUAAAUAUCCAUAUCAAAAGGCCACUAUGCUUAACAUCUUUACUUAGGCUUGAAAGAAAAAUAAAGGGACUGUGAUCAGUAAGAAAAAGAAAUCAUUAUAAAAUAUCACUGCUUUUGCUAUCUAUUAGUCAUCCCCCUUCACAUGGGCCCUCUUUAGUCCAUUUUCCUCUUUAGCUCCUGUCCUGCUAUCAGAUUGAUAGUGUCUAUUCAUUUCUUUCUUCCAUGAGAAUCAGCAUUUCUCCCAAUAAAAAGGAGUGGAUACCCAACUCAAAGCACCCCUCAACAUGGUCCUUCUCAAAAUGGAGAGCAAGUUUACCCCCAAAACAGAUCACAGCUUCUACUCUUAGGGCUACAGGAAAGAAAUUCAGGAUGUUUUAAAAGAACCGUGCUUCCUCACCAGGAAUGAUUUAGAAAUACUGAAGUCCAAUCUACAAGCACCUUGAGAAAUGCGUUCUGUUUGUGAAAAUAUAUCAAGCUGUACACUUAGGAUCUGUGCACUUUCAAUAAAAAGCCAAAGAAGAAAGAAAGAACCCAACCCAUUAUCUGCUUUCCAUUAUGAGUACUGAAGUAUUAUUACAACCCUUAUAAAACUGGGGUCCAUAAGGUUCAUUCUUAACAAGGAAAGAGAGUCCAGCAAUCAAAAUUGUUUUUAAUGUCCUCUAUUUGAAUUUCUUAAAAACUGCAAUACCAUAGCAAUACUUGUAAAACUUCCAUUUGCAUUACAGGCCACACUGCUCUGGAGCACUUCUUUCCACCAUUUCCCAGUACUCAGUCUUCCUACAGUUUUCACCCUCUUUCCCCAUCUCAUCCUUCCUUGCUCACAACAGCCUCCUUCAAAUAAAAUAGAGUCUGUCCUCCUAGGGCAAGGGGAGUGGAGAAAGACGGGUUUUGAAAGAAGUGAGAAAUUGGGGUCUAAAUUAUGGGAAAAGAGCUGUUAAAAUUCCCAAGUUAAGAAUUUUUGUCCUACUACAUUAUUUGUCAAUGCAAAUGUCACCUCUUCUUUUCUUCACAUUUCACAAAUGUCACCUUUUCACCACCUUAUUAGCUCCUCUAGGAAGAAAUUAUUUCCUCAUCUUCCAUUCUUCCAUUGAUUUUUUAAAUGUGCCUCUAUUAAACUUUUUGUUAUAUUCUAUUUUACUUAUUCAAUGUGGCAUAAUUCAAAAGUAAACAAAAAGAACUUCUGCAAAUUCUAAUUCUCCAAUUUACUUGGAUUAUAAGCUUUUAUCUAUCAGGGUUUCCAUUUAUCCUGACAUAAAAUGUGGACUUUAGUCCUUAGCUCAGGGGGUUUUAUGCGUAUUCAAUAAGAAAAAAAAAUUCAACAUUCCUUAUUCAGUGCUUGGCUAAUAUCACACAAUGAAUAAUAUACUGUCCCCUUUCCUUUCCCCAUACUUGCCUGUCUCUUCUAAUAAACUGUGGGUUCCCUGAGGGUAAGAAAUGAGUAAUAUUUAUUUUAGGAUCCUUGGUACCUAAACGAGAAGAGGCAUUAUAAAUGUGUUGAAGGAACGAACGUAUGAAUGUGUGAUUGUCUUUCUUACGCUGAAGGUAAAAAAGCUUAUGUCCCAUUGCCUAAAUAUUCCUUGUGACUGUUCCAUCUGCAUCCUUGCUCAUGUCCCUCUCUCCAACUAAAAUUGCCCUCCCUAUAAUCCAUCUAUAAAAAUUCAAAGUACCCCUCAAAAAAGUCUCUGCUUAAAGCCUUUUAUUAUAAUGACUCCACCCCUUCUUCCACCUAUUCUCCCACCAAAUUAAAUUCCGACAGCAAUCUAUCUAAGCUUUGUGGUAUUUAUUAUGUGAAGACAUAUUCUCUUUGAUUAUGCACACAAUAUAUUUGUUAUUUCAUUGAAGAGUCACUAGGGUCAGAACCCGUUGUCAGUUAUUUGUCUUUGUAAUCCCACAAAUAACAGAGUGGGCUUUAAUCAACAGAUUGAUACUUUGGAUCAUUGCAUUUUGCUUUUUUGUAUAAAGUCUAUUAGUUUUUUAAAUAGAUUUUCUUUUCAUAGAAUAUGAGCAGUACAACUAUUAUAUCUGACACAUACAACUAGCAAUAAUCCUGGUUAAAAUAAUAAUAUUCCCUCUGCCAUACAUACAGUUUUGUUCAUUCUGGGCAUCAGAAAUUUGAUUGUAAUAGAUCAGGCAGAGUCCACCUAACCCAGAUAUACAUACAUAUAAUCCCUUAAUUAGUUUGCUGAGCUUAUAACUUGACAAUGACCAAAAUAAAAAGAUGUUAAUUUAUAGAAUAAUGACUCCUAUCUAUGUAUCUCCAGCCCUGAGACCUACUCUAACAGGCAUUUUAAGUAUAACAUGUCCAAAACCAAAACCUUGAUUUUUCCCCUCACCAAACUACUUCUCCUACAAGUCUUCCCCAUUUCAGGAAAUGGAGUGCCAUACAUCCACAUCCAAUCAACCAGCAAAUUCCAUCAACUCUAUCUUGAAAAUUUGCUCUGAAUCUGACCACUUCCAUGGCUACUGCCUAAGUCUACUUCACCGUCAUCUCACCUAGGCUACUGCAAUGGCUUCUCAAAUCACAUCCCUGUUUCCACUUUUGCUCUCCUACAGUCUAUUCUCUGCACAGCAGCCAGAGUGUUGCUUUUAGAAGAGUACAUCUUGAAGUUCUAGAACAGGUGAAAUUAAUCAUUGGUAUUUUAAAAACCAGAACAGUGGCCGCCUAUGUUGUGGGGGUAGGGGGGUUAGAGCAAGUAUCCACUGGGUCAGGGCAUAAAAGAACUUUUCUGAGCUUAUGUUUAUGUUCUACAUCAUGAUAGGAAUUUGAGAGGCAGAGGCAUGCAUUUGCCAAAACUAUGAAUAUUACAUUAAGAUUUGUGAAUUUAAUGUAUGUAAAUUUUACAUUAAAAGAAAAAACUAUAAACAAAUAUAGUUUUAAACUCUACUUAAUGAUACACAUGCUGAAAUAUUUAGGGAAAAGAGUAAUGAUGUCUACAAUUUACUUUGAAAUGCAUCAAAAAAUGACAUGGAUUUAGUGGAGGAAUAGAGAGAUGAAUAGACACAAAGAUAUGAGAUAAGCAAAUCUAGUAAACUGUUAGUGGUGGAACCUAGUUAGUGAGUGUCCGAUGUUCAAUGUAAAAUUCUUUCAGUUUUGCUUUAUGUUUGAAAUUUUUCAUAAUACAGCAUUGAAAAAAAUUAUACAAAGUCUGUCAGGAAUACAGCUCUUGAAUAAAUGUUGUAUCAAUGAAUGAGGCAAGGGUAGAAAUUGAAGCAAAAUAGUACUAUUACAAACUCUCUUAAAAUUCAUUCAGGAAAAAGUUCCACUAUUUUAAAAAGGCAAAACUUUUUAAUAGGUUAUUUACAACUCUUAUAAGAGUGAAAUUAAAAAUAAAUUUUAAUGGUCCCUGUGAAACUUAAUUUCCUAUACUGAACUCGAGUCAGGGUUUCAGUUGCUAUUCCUGGGGGAUGGGUACAAGAGAAGGAGAAAGAAAAGAAAGAAAAGAAACUUAUGAGAAGAUUUACCAGAAUUAGGUUCUAAGGUAAUGAGGAAAAAGAAAACACAAACUUUUGGGGCAUGAUGUGUUGUGUGUCAUAUUCCUUCAUGUGUUUUUGGCUUUUUAUGAAGGGACUCUGAUUCCCCAGCAAUGUCAGAUUGUAUAGACCUUUGCAAAAGCAAUUUGGCUCUUUCUACAGACUUAUUCUACAAUUCCACUUUUCAAUACAAUUAUGGCAACAAAGUUUUUGAUGCCAUUUCUAUAUAGUCAAAUAACAAUCACCUAUAUAUCUUGUAACAUUGCUAUUCUUAAAAUAAUCAAGUUACAUAAUCACUCACAUUUCCUAGGACCUUUUUCGAUAUGACACUUUGAUAAAAAUUAAGAAGUUGAAGUUCAUUCAAACAAUUAAUCUGUAUUUCUUUUCUAUACUAUUUAUAUUUUCACACCAGAUGUGGGACAAACAAUUAUUAUAAAUGUGAGAUGCUACAGGUUAAAAACAGCAUACAUUAAUAGUGGUUGUAUUACAAUAAUGAUUCAGGUGAUUUCAGAAUAUGUGUUAAUAUGCAUGCUGUAAUGGGUAAGAUUAUUUAAAAAUGGAGAAUGACACUACUCAAUAAAUGAACACUACUGCUAUUAGUGAUAAAAGGACUAUUGCUCUCAUCAAAAGGUUUAAAUUUCAAAGCAUUUUCAAAGACGGCAUAAGUGCACAACUCAGUGACUGAGUAACAAAUGAAAGAAAAUAUUGAAGUAGAUCAAUUAAGACAAUUACACAGCAGACUAUGUAUCAUACUGAUCUUGGUUCAGAAGGAAAUGAUGACUUCAUGAGAAACACAGAUUUAGAUAUCUCUAUAUUUCACAUCUAUAAUUUUUUUACAUAAUAUAUUAAAAUUCAGGAACAUAAGCCAAAAAAAAUUUCCUCACAGUGAAAAAGAGACAAUACCCAAAUAAUUAUUAAAGGCACAAGGAAAAGAUUUUAAGGGAGUCCUUAUGCUUUAUAUUUCUUAGCUUUGGGCUAGGCUAGGAAAUUUUACCACAUUUUAAAACUAGUUAUCUUACUAUAAUGGUUAGAUGACUAGAAGUUCUAAGAAUGAUUGUGCAGAAGUAUAUAGUGUGUGCAAAACUGCAUUGUUUCAAUAUGUAUGCAUGACAUUAAUAUUUGCCUUAAAUCUCUUCUCUAUCAAAUUAUGAAAUAGAGAACGUACUUUUUUCUUUUUAUAGUAUAAAGAGGAAAAUGAUAAUCCCUAGAAAAAAGGUUCUCUGUAUAGAUGUUGCAGAAGAUAUCUUCCUCUGUGUUUUUUGUGUGCAUAUAAUGCAGUUUAGAUUUUUAUAGUACAAUUUGGCAGGCACACUUAAAUUUCAAAGUCUAAAACUUAUAAAAAAUGGUUUUGAAUCAACAUCUUUAAAAUAUGUAAUAAUGUUUACAAUAAAGAAAAUCGCUUUUUUAAAUGCAUAUAUAAUAAGUGUAUAAACAUGCUAUAGUUAAGUAUAAAAUAAUGUUAAAAUGAGUGCUUAGGGGACUGGCCCAAUGGUGUAGGGUUUAAGUUCACAAGCUCCACUUCAGCAGCCCAGGGUUUUCAGGUUUGGAUCGCAGGCACGGACCUACACAUCACUCA